AUGGCACCCGAAAAGGUUUCAUUCCAAACAUCUGACAACGUCACGAUUCGCGGGUGGUUCUUUCAACCAUGCCCGUCACCAUCUACACCCUUGCCCUGUCUUGUGAUGUGCCACGGCUUUUCCGCCGUGAAGGAGAUGGACCUAAACACAUUUGCCGAGUACUUCACCUCCAAUUUACUAAUGAGCUGUCUCGUAUUUGACCACCGGGGCUUUGGCGAGAGCAACGCAAAGCAAGGACAGCCGCGGUUGGAGAUCAUCCCCUCCCAGCAGACUAGCGAUAUCUCUGAUGCAAUCACGUAUGCACAAUCUCGCCCAGACGUUCAAGCCGACAAAAUCGGCAUUUGGGGCAGCUCCUUCAGUGGUGGCCAUGCGCUUUGGGUGGGAGCUACAGACAAGCGGGUUAAAGCCGUGUUGUCCCAAGUCCCUUGCGUGGAUGGCUAUAGUAAUUUCCAGAGACUGAUUCGCCCGGACUUUGUGGGAAACCGAUUGGAUCGCGCUUCUGGGAAAGCUCCUGCAAUGUUGCCAGUCAUCGAUUCCAACCCUCAGAAUCCAUCUGCGUUACCCACGCCAGGUAGCUAUCAUUUCUUUUCUAGCUGGGCUGGAAAGUCCGAUUGGCAAAACCAAGUUACUCUGAAAAGCGUCGAAGCGCUCCGGGAGUAUUGUCCAUCGGCUCAUAUUCAUCGCAUUGCGCCGGUACCGUUAUUGAUGACAGUGGCCGUUAAUGACGUCCUCUCGCCCACUGAUUUAGCUCUAGAAGCCUUUUCACGCGCAUUGGAGCCCAAGACCCUUCAGAUGCUUCCAGGCGGACAUUUCGAUGCGUAUUCUGGUCCAAACUUUGAUCGGAAUGCAGCAUUCCAGGCACAGUUUCUGAAAGAUCACCUUAUUUGA
This is a messenger RNA of Penicillium arizonense, 888 nucleotides long. RefSeq names its product alpha/beta hydrolase. The coding region runs from base 1 to 888 and encodes 295 amino acids. The transcript has 3 exons. The record is from RefSeq and is a predicted model, not a curated record. Lineage: Eukaryota; Fungi; Ascomycota; Eurotiomycetes; Eurotiales; Aspergillaceae.